Colletotrichum truncatum is the source of this 186-nucleotide messenger RNA. RefSeq lists its product as uncharacterized. NCBI's taxonomy places the organism in Eukaryota, Fungi, Ascomycota, Sordariomycetes, Glomerellales, Glomerellaceae. The record is from RefSeq and is a predicted model, not a curated record.
AUGCGCGGCAUACUCGUUACUGCCAUUGCCUUCGUUGCUGUCUCUGCUGCUCAGUAUACUGGCCCCUGCAAAGACAACAACUGCGGCGUCGCAGGCGAAAACUGUGAAGCCGAGGGCCGUCAAUGCUUUCCUUUCCCCAAUAUCAACCCUGCGCUUCGCGAGGGUUGUGUAUGCGGCUCUGGCUAG